This is a messenger RNA of Dentiscutata erythropus, 2544 nucleotides long. NCBI's taxonomy places the organism in Eukaryota, Fungi, Glomeromycota, Glomeromycetes, Diversisporales, Gigasporaceae. The record is from the annotation of a GenBank genome assembly.
AGUUGUAAUAAAAUUAAAAGCCUUUUAGUCUUACGAGCCUUAAAACCCAUGGCUUUAGCGAAUGCAACUUUUUCAGAAAUUUUGGACGACUUAUCAAGUCGAUUCAUAAUAAAUGUUCCAGAGGAAGAAUUGGCUUCUGUGGAGCGUAUAUGUUUUCAAAUUGAACAGGCACAUUGGUUUUAUGAAGAUUUUGUUAGAGAACAGAACCCCACGUUUGCCGAUUUCAUGCAAUAUAAAAUUCGAGUUCCCGUAUGCGGAGCCAUUAUGCUAAAUGAUACAAUGGACCAGUGUGUACUGGUAAAAGGGUGGUCAUCUCGUUCUGGAUGGGGAUUUCCUAAGGGAAAAAUUAACAAGGAUGAGCCGGAUUCUACCUGUGCGGCUCGUGAGGUUUUGGAGGAAACCGGAUAUGAUAUAUCACCCUUAAUUAAGGAACACGACUAUGUAGAACUAACUAUUCGUGAACAACGAAUAAGACUAUAUAUUGUUGUUGGUGUUCCUGAAGAUACAGAAUUUUGUCCAAAAACGCGAAAAGAGAUUAGUGAUACUCCUUAUAAUUGUGGAGGCGGUUGUGUGAAAUAUGGGAGCAGUAGGUUUUACAUGGUCGUCCCCUUUGUUAGCAAACUUCGACAUUGGUUAAAAUCACAAAGAAAAUUGGUACGCAAAAGAGUAACUGAUGCAUCACAUCAAGAGGAAUCUUCUGAAGUCGUAGUAUUCAAUGGUCAUGGUACAGACUCAGGACCAAAAGAAACAUCUCCGGAAACUUCAGUACCAGGUACAGAAAGCGAAGGUAGCCCUCAUGAACAAUCACCAACAUUUAGUGUGAAAUUACAUAAAUCAUCUCCAAAUAUCCACGGCACGUCUCAGACAAUUAUGCGAUCAAUGUUUAGCUUAGAUGCCCCUAUGUCCACACGGAUACCUACGUUUUCCACUUCACUGCCACAGGAAUUACAACAACUUAAUGCACCGGAUGCAGGAUUAAACUUUGAGUAUAAUCAAAUGCCGGCAUCUGAAUUUACACAAUCUCAUUCAUAUUUCUCGACUUCACUUCCUCUUGGCCAAUCACCUUUUGAUUCGUAUACCUCAAAUGGUUUAACAUUUCUUCAGUCGACACCUAAUAAAAUUCAAUCCUCCAGUUUAUCAAACUUGGAAGGUGCGAAGCUACAUAUGCCUAGAAGAAAAUCAUCAAUCGGUUCUACAUACUCUAAUUCUCAUUCACAUAUCAACACGACCAAUAGUCGUGACAUAACAGCCCCUGUCCCGAUAAACGCUAACUCUAACGCAGCCAUUGCUGCCUUGGACCCUGAACAGAAACUUCGUCGAAAUUCAUUACUGAGUUUAUUUACUGCUUCAACUUCGUCUAAACAAUGUGGUGCAACAACUCCUAUGUCAUCAGCAACCGUAGGUCAUGACGAUCAACGUAGAAAUUCGUUACUUAACGUACUUCAAUCAGAAAUACCUUCGACUUCCAAUCAAAUUUAUUCGACUUCUACUCCUUUAACUCACGAUGACAUCACUCAGCAUCAAGCGCAACAAUCUUUAUUACAUUUUUUACCUAGUUCAUACGAUCAUAUCAACACUGCAGAAAUUAUGUCGAGUUCUAAUACUCAUACCAAUACCAUGUUCAGUAUGUUUCAAAAUUCAGCUGCUCAAAGGAACCCGAAAGCCAUGACAUCACAAUCUAGCGCAAUUCCAGAUGCAAAUUAUUUAGGAAAUCGCCGAGAUUCCGCGUUCAGCAGACAUUCGAGUCAAGGCGCUACCACUCCAAAAUUGUCGACUAAUGUUGGUCCUAUUGGCCAAGGAAGACCUUCAAAUAAUAAUGAAAAUAACAACCCCGAAAUUCAUAAAGUCGCACGGAAGAUGUCAUUAUUGGGUUUAUUUUCUACGACAUAUUCGUCGAAUUCCGAUAAGAAUACUCCCAAUACUUGUCGCGCAACUGCCGAAAGUACUCCUAGUUCGCUAAGGGUAAAUAAAGAGUCUUUGUUACGUCUAAUAACGGCUUCUCCUCCGCCGCAAGGCGCUCCUUUAUCCCCUAAAGUCUUUGACGCAGAAAUUCAAGCUCAAGAAAGAGCACUGCUGAAUCUGCUAAAGUUGACAAAUCCCUCGAAUAAUGGUGUUGUGGGUGAAAAUGUUUCUCCUAAUCUUAUUAGUAAUGAUUCAAUGUCAGCAUCAAUUCCUCAUGGGUAUGACCAGAAAAUAAGUGAAUUUGGCCAUUCCAACAAUGAUAAUGUUCGUGUUGAAAUUAACAAAGAAAAUAAUCCAUUUUUGGGUGAUUAUGUAAGAUACACUCCGCAAGACAAUAAGUUGAAUGAAAAUGGAUCUAGUGCGUCCAGCAAACGAGCGUAUCCUGAAGCUACCAGAUUAGUCGAAAUUUCACCGGAUCUUCGGGUUCGUCACGAACUUCUUGAUAGAAUUCAUGCGUUUAUCCCUCCAGGUGGUACGAAUCCAAAGGAAGGAUUUAAUUCACGUUCUCGAAGCCUUGGAAAUAGUGACAAUCCGAUGGUCAAUUUCAAAUUUGACAUAGAGAAAAUUGUUGCAGCAUUGUGA